AUGUCUCUUAAAGACAAGGUUUUAUUUAUCACUGGUGCUUCUCGCGGGAUUGGUCUUGCGAUAGCUCUAAGAGCUGCAAAAGACGGAGGGUGCAUUGCUGUAGCUGCCAAGACAGAUACUCCACAUCCAAGACUUCCUGGAACUAUCCAUACGGCAGCAGAAGAAAUUAGACGUGCGGGUGGAAAGGCUCUUCCCUUGGUGUGUGAUAUUCGUAAUGAAGAAGCGAUUAAAGCUGCCAUUCAAAAAACUGUAGACACUUUUGGAGGAAUUGACAUAGUCGUUAACAAUGCGUCUGCGAUAUCUCUAACCGAUACUCAAGAUACUCCUAUUAAAAAAUUUAAUCUCAUGUUCGAAAUUAAUUCGCGUGGAACUUGGUUAGUGACAAAGCAUGCAAUUCCACAUCUUAUUGAAAGUGGACGAAAAAAUAGAAACCCUCACAUUUUGAAUCUUAGUCCACCGCUUUUAUUAAAAGAGGAUUGGUUUAAAAACCAUGUUGCUUAUUCAAUGGCGAAAUACAACAUGUCACUUUGCGUUUUGGGUUGGGCUGCUGAAUUUCGUGAUAAGGGUAUUGCUGCAAAUGCACUUUGGCCACUAACAGUAAUAGAGACAUCCGCUAUUAAAAUGUUAGAUUCAACUAAACAAAUAGAUUCAAGCUUCGGAAGCAAUUCAAGAACUCCAGAAAUAAUGGCUGAUGCUGCACAUGUAAUUCUUACCAAAAAUUCAAAAGAAUUCAGCGGCAAUUUUGUAAUCGAUGAAGUAAUUUUGCGCGAAAAUGGUCAAACCAAAUUUGACCAUUAUUCUACUAAACCAGGUGCCAAUGACAUGACUUUUGAUUUAUUUGUUGAUGAUAAAAUCAUUAAUAAAAUGAGGGCGUUGUGGGGUUCUAAACUAUAA
Messenger RNA from Cetraspora pellucida, 894 nucleotides. The record is from the annotation of a GenBank genome assembly. Lineage: Eukaryota; Fungi; Glomeromycota; Glomeromycetes; Diversisporales; Gigasporaceae.